Molecule: messenger RNA, 1019 nt
Organism: Daphnia magna
Lineage: Eukaryota; Metazoa; Arthropoda; Branchiopoda; Diplostraca; Daphniidae
Exons: 2
Coding region: 142-972 (276 amino acids)
Source: RefSeq, a predicted model, not a curated record
GACACCCAUUUUUAAAUAUUUUACAAAUUCUCUAAUUACACAAACAGUUCAACCCUGUCAAGCAGACGAAAAUCUAUUGGACUUAGUGAUUUACUGGGUUUUCGGUCUUGUUUUUUUUAUACUUUUUCAUACUAAAAAAAAAUGGCAUCAGCUGAAACUUUCUGGCGGCUUGGCCAUAAUAUUACUAAACAUGACGUUGACGGUAGUAUUGCUUUAGGCUAUCGGAAAUUCAGAUCCUUUUUUGGGACUUCCCCGAGUGUGUGUGCUGCUGCUUAUGACAAUUUAUCUCAUGUCCGUCCCAUUAAAUCGCGCCCAGAGCAUCUUUUAUGGACAUUAUUGCAUUUGAAGCAUUAUGCUACUGAACACAUAAGUUCUGCUCUAGUUGGAGUGUCGGAAAAAACAUUUCGGAAGUGGUGCCAUAUUUUCAUUCGCCUUCUCGCAAAAAUGCCAGUGAUUGAAUGGGAGAAUCGUUUCCAUAGAGCCCUUAAAGGCUCCAACAUUCUGGUAUCUAUUGAUGGAGUAGAUUUCAGAAUCAUGGAGCCAUCGCCAUUCAACCCCAAAUGGUACUCACAUAAAUUUCAUGGUCCCGGUCUUAGAUACGAACUAGCCAUUUGUAUCCGAACCGGAGACAUUGUUUGGGCUUACGGUGGACUUCCCUGUGGCGAAUGGUCAGAUCUUAGGCUAGCCCGAGAUGUCUUUAUUUUCGGUCUUAGAGAAGGAGAGAAAGCCAUUGCCGAUCGCGGUUACAACGACCCAAACUUUUUUGAUUUCCCUAACGGAAACAAUGAUGGGAAGAAAAAACAGGUUUUAGCAAGGCACGAAACCUUGAACCGACGAUUAAAGCAAUUUGACUGCUUACAACAAAGAUUCCGCCAUGAUCUGUAUUUGCAUCCCCUUUAUUUCCAUUCUGUAGUAAAUCUAACGCAAAUGAUGAUUGAUCAUGGUGAAACAUUGUACUCAGUUGACUUUUAAAUUUUGAUACGCAAAAUAAAUCUCAAUCUCAUUUUGAUAAAAAUGUA